ACAGUGGGAGCGCUCACUAAGGAAGAUCCGAAGUCCACUAUCGGAAGUCGGAAGCAGGGUCACGGAGCGAAACAUUAUUGAGAUAACUGCUACGCACAAGCUUUGAGAAACGCAAUCAGAAUCAUCACAAGAUCAGAAAAGAAAACGCCAAAAUGGAACAGUCGUAUUCUGUGCAGAGUCCUUCGGAUCAGUCGGUUCAACCGCAUGUUAUCCAGUUCCUCCAGUCGUUCUACGCUGUUUCCGACACUCCCGGCGAGACCGACAAGUAUGUAGACAUGUUUGCAAAGGACGCGACAUUUGUCCUCGCAUCGAAGAAGGCUUCAGGUCAUGCUGAAAUCACCACAUUUAGACAAGGAAUGUGGGAGGCUGUGGCGUCGCGGAAGCACACUCUCAACAAGGUGUACCCGUUCGGCGCUGGUUCAGACGAGGUCAUGCUCCAUGGUUCAGUGGCUUUGCAGCUGAAGAAUGGCGGCUCGGCAGAGAUUGAGUGGGCUGGAAGAGCCGAGCUGGAAAAGACGGCCGCUGACGGAAAGUAUCGGCUCAAGUUUUACCAGGUGUAUUUGGAUACUGGAGCUGCGGCAGCAUAUAAGAAAUAGACUUAUAGAAAUAUAAUAUUGCUCG
This is a messenger RNA of Fusarium redolens, 621 nucleotides long. RefSeq lists its product as uncharacterized. Lineage: Eukaryota; Fungi; Ascomycota; Sordariomycetes; Hypocreales; Nectriaceae. The transcript has 3 exons. Bases 153 to 596 code for a protein of 147 amino acids. The record is from RefSeq and is a predicted model, not a curated record.